AUGGAGCUGCGCGGGGACUGGGCUGGUUUCGAUCUGCUGACAGUGGGUGGAGAGAAACUUGUAGUGCAUCGCCGUGGGAAUCUGGUCGUUGUCUCCGGCUGCAUCACCACCGUGUCUCCGAUGAAGCAGAAGGCGAACUUUGACCUCAACGUCGGUCAGGUGCCUUUCCACUGCAACCCGCAGCGCUUCGUUGCCUUCGUGGCGCCAACUGCCAUGUCCCGAUACGAAGGCAUCAAGCAGUGUGGUACCAGUUCUGUAUUGCGAGACGACGGCAAGCUCAUGAUCAACUUCAACAAGAACACCAAUCCCAUGGUACUGCACUUCUCUGGGCUGGCCUACAACAUUCGAGGCGAGGCGGAGGAGGAGAUCGAGGUCACGGAAAAGGAGCGCAAGAAACCCGGCAAGGACGUGAAAGACAUCACGGGCAAGGGACAGGGCAAGGGCAAGGACGAGGACGCGUCGCCCACCCGGCGCCAGGUCCUGCGGGCCUCCCAGCAGGACCCUCCAGGAUUGCAGAGGGACAACGGGAUCGUGACACUACAGGGCCAGCUUCUCGAAGCCGUCUACGGCUUCUCCAGCCUGAUGGUUGGCACCCUGCCGGAGGGUUACCGGCCGAAGCGGGAGAUCCGCUGCCUUGCGACUCUGCUGCGCAUGCCCAAGCAGGACGAUUUCGCAUGCUGUCCUAUCGCAGAUCAGAGCAUUGCAAUGACUGUGAAGACUGAUGGGAAUAUCUUCGUCCAGGGCGGAAACCAAAAUUUCGUGGACCAGAAAGGCAUAAUGCGCGUGUUGCCGCAGAGGAAGCGAGGAAUUCUGAGCUUUGAUGGAAUCAGCUUCUCUCAAGCCAGCAACGGGCUGCCGGUGACCCUGGCUCCCGGCCUUGGCAACAAGCAGAAUGUGAGCAAGCUCAUGGAGAGGCUGGUCGGAAAUCGCGAUGACUCGGCAGUGGCCUUGAAGCAUGGCGACGUGGUCCUGCUGGAAGGAGGCUUAGACUGGACCAGCAGCAAGCAGCUCAGUAACAAGCAAGUCAUCGCCAGACUGCCAGAAGGCUGUUGGCCACGUCGGCGCGAGAUUUUCUUUACUCGCGGUCGAGACGAGGAGCGCCGACGCGUGGAUAUUGACAGAUGGGGGCGCAUCUUUUGCCCAGAAGGCGAGGACAGGACGAGCGAAGGCGGCCAUCUGGAGCUUAGUGGCAUUUGCUUCAUCGCUGCUUCGGAGCCGCCUCUCACUUCGCCGCUAGAUGCGGAUGUCGACGAUCUGAAGCUCUCGUACAACCGCACUGUAGUGGACGUGGCUGCGGGCUCCUACAAAGGGCACGAGCAGCUGGAGCAGUUCAUACGGCGGUGCAAUCACUACGAGUGGAACCUGCUGAAGUACAAGAUGGGGCAGCACGCCGGGCGAAGAAUGAUCACCCCUUUGGGCGACGCAUUGCUUCGGGGCUGGGAGCGUGGCAACGAGUACAACCUCGACAAAGAUUGCCACCGUCUUUGGCGGGAUGUGCUGAGGCAGCCGAUGGAUGAGCUAUGGGGCAUCACCACAUGGCAUACCUUGAUGCACCUGUCGGAUGCCAUGCUCGACAAGGUGCUGGAUUGCUGCAACGACAAGCUGACCGACCGGGAUCGGAAGCUGCUGAAAAAAACCAAGCGCCUCUGUGAAGGAGAAUGGGAGAGGAAGCGGCACCCGGGGCUGAAUUUCAAUCGGCUGGGAGAGAUUGCAGCGGACAUCGUUGACCACAUGUUCGAGCACUGGGACUUCUCAGCCCAGCUCCAAGGGCUCAUGAAGAACGACUUCCGUGCGCCCGACACCAUCAAACACCUCUUCCCGCGGCAUGUGGCCAAAUGGCAGGAGAAGCUCAUCAAGGACAAUAUCCCAGACAGAGAGAUGUCCAAGUUCGAAGAGAUCCGGCAGUUUUUCUUCCUGUAUGAGACCACUGGAAGCAACAUGACGCACUGCAGCUUGAUGGGUACCACCGAUCUCUUCACCACCACCGGAAAGUGGUACUUCCCAGAUGCUCCAGAUGUGCAAAGGCAGCUCUUCGAGAAUGUCGCCUGGCUCUUCGACAGGAACAUCCACCAUUACAUCUCCGAGCGGCAAACGGCAAAGUUUCCCUUCAUUGAGGAUUUCGAUAUCCAGGCGGCGAAGGACUACAAGCCCAUUCCAGAAGGGCGCGAGUACGCAGACCCCCCUGAUGAUCUUAUCAUGCACAAGCCAAAGCGUUAUGGCCCCGAGCCCUCCGACGUGAGCGGCGAUCCUGGAUCUAUGAUGAAGCACCGAGCACACGCGAUCCACAUGCUUUAUCCACACCUUGAUGAGCUCUAUUGCUUGGUGUAUUCCGCAUCCGGCUUCAACAAGGGGAAGGAGUUGGUGAAGUCCUCUUUCCACUUGGUGUGGCCACAGCUUGUUGUCGAUCCUGACCGGGCCAAAGUCAUCCGCUACGUAACGCUGGGCGUCUUCAAGAAUGAGACCAACAAGAAAGGAUCCGACAUUCACCAACUGCAGCAGAAGCUCAUGGAACUGGACAAAUGCAAUGAGUGGGAGCUCGUUUUCGACAGCACCACCAUCAACGCCAGAAAUGGCUUGAGACUGCCCUACUCUGACAAAGCCUCCAUGGUCGUCAAAGAUCCGGAGGAUAAAGCAAGGAUCAAGCGAGGGGAGCUCUCGAAGAAUUCCGCUUUCAAGGCCUGCGAGGGCUUGUUCGGGAUUCUGUCAGAGCAUGCCGCCUUAAAAGUAAACCCAUCCUCAUUGCAUUUUUCUUGCGCAAAUUCUGAGCUUCGCCCCCACGGCUUCGCUUGCUGA
This is a messenger RNA of Symbiodinium natans, 2793 nucleotides long. The record is from the annotation of a GenBank genome assembly. NCBI's taxonomy places the organism in Eukaryota, Dinophyceae, Suessiales, Symbiodiniaceae.